Messenger RNA from Peronospora matthiolae, 591 nucleotides. Lineage: Eukaryota; Oomycota; Peronosporomycetes; Peronosporales; Peronosporaceae. The record is from the annotation of a GenBank genome assembly.
AUGGAUGCCGAUGUCGUUCACAUCGACAUCGAUGAUGACGAUGACGACGAUGCUGGCAUAUUCAGCAUGACCAAUGACUGCCUUAGUGAGGACGAUGACGCCCUCACUGGUGAAGAAAACGCUCUUUCAGCAGUGCACACGAAGCGCACUGCUGUUGACAAGGAUGAACCAGCAGAAGAAUUUCUGCUGACUUGCGAAGCGGUUGUCCGCUUCGUUCAUGACUCUAUUGCAGAUGCACUAGACAGAAAGAAACGAAAAGCAGACAACCAUGGAAGAGCAAAUGUUCUUUCAUUCGAUGAAGAAGACCUAGUUUUACUGUCUACAGUAAACUUACCGAAGCACGCAGUGCCAAACGUGGGCAGCAGUAAAUUAUUGCCCAGGUACAUCGGUCCAUUUCGUGUGUUGCGCCGAAUGGGCAACGCAUACACGAUUGAACUGGCCCGUAAGAUGCGCACGCAUCCUACGUUUUACGUUGGUCUUCUCCGCCCGUACUAUCAGUACGAGCCCGUUUCGAGAUGCGAAGAACACCUCCACGGUCGAGAGCCGAGACCACCCUCGAGUGGUCCCGUUUCAACGAGCCAGUCUGGUUGA